Messenger RNA from Tympanuchus pallidicinctus (lesser prairie-chicken), 10399 nucleotides. Its product is annotated as leucine-rich repeat-containing protein 15-like. The coding region runs from base 7609 to 9309 and encodes 566 amino acids. The record is from RefSeq and is a predicted model, not a curated record. The transcript is spliced from 2 exons. Lineage: Eukaryota; Metazoa; Chordata; Aves; Galliformes; Phasianidae. Gene Ontology annotation, molecular function: protein binding. Gene Ontology annotation, cellular component: extracellular matrix.
GCAAGUGUCUUUGUUUUUGCCUUCUAUUCUCAGCCCCGUGCAGGAUGUGUGAGGAAGAAGGUAAUGUCAACCAUACAAAGCUGAUAGAGUCUUCCUCUAUCUUAGAGGAAAGAUAGAUGCUGGUCUAAAUGUACACUUGUGAUGAAUUCUAUUGUUUCUUUUUAAAACUUUGUCACGUUCCUGACGAUUCAGCUUUGUAGUAAAUGCUUUCAUCCCUAAAUUUUGUCAGUGAUGUGAAAAGCAUGGGACAACUUGCCCUGUGUUGAAGUGUGGCUUGGAAGCGGUGUGCCAUGCAGAUACCCAGGGCUCUGCAGCAUUGUGGCUGAGUGUCAGCAGGUGCCACUGCCUGUUUGGAAGCUGACCAGGCAGCUGCUGGCCUCGUCCCCAGUUUCAGCAUUGAACUGAGCUGUGCUUCAUUGGAGUUAUCAGCAUGCAGGUGUGAGAAAGGCAGAUUCAGUGUUAGUAUACUGUUCUCAUUACCUAGGCUUGCUCCCCAACUUCCAGCCUUUUCAAGCCUCUGAUACACAAAGGCAGACUCUAGGUAAUAGCGAGACUUUUGGUCUUAAUACUUACAAAUAUUUUGAGUGAGAUGAAUAUCCUGGUUUGCACGUAGACUCAUUUGGGGUGGAUGCUCCUUUGGUAGCUCUCACUUUCUAGUUUUAUCUUAACCGUGUGACUCGUUCUUGAAAGCUCUUCCCUUUUGCUCAGAAGCUGGGACUGGAUUAAUGAGCCUCUGCGUGUGGCUUCCUGGGUGUGAGAUCCAGUGCCCUCAGAGUCCUUUUGGAGCUUGAUUUUUUGAAGCAGGGAUAUUCCUGGGCAGCCUGAAGAAGGUGCUCAACAGGCCUGAGGUUAAGAACAUUGGCAUUUGCAGCAAGUUUGUAGCUUUGUUGUAUGCAGCUCUAGGCAAUGAGAAUGAACUGCUGCUGGUGUGGAAUGCCUCUUGUAGGCUGUGAAAGAAGGCAGUGGGCCUCUGUAGCAUUAAAUAACCACCAUCUUGCUUAUGAGGUCUGCUAAACUUUAGUGAGCCAGGCAGUAGCUAGAGCCAUCUCUAAAGGAGGAGCAAGCUGGAUGGGAUUCAUGAACAGAAGCACCAGUUUAUUGCAGUGUAGCUAAAUAAGAAGCACAGAAAGAACAUGAGUGCUUUACAAGUGGUGGCUCUGGGUUAUUGUCAGCGCUUGCAAGGAGGCACUUAGCACAAAUUUAGUUCUUGUUGGACGAUUGCACUGACCACUCAUUGCCUGCCAGCCACAGGGCUAUCAUGUAAGUGCCACGCACACAUCUGUGUACAGCAGGCAGGGGUGAGUAGGUGAGUGAGGACACUGUACGGCUGCACUGGUCCUUGCUUCCCUUGGUGUGGCUCUGAGGAAAGGGGCUCACGCUUGAAUGCACGCUGAUUCCUAAGAAAGCAACAGUCUGGUUGGCAUAUAGCAGUAGUAUUGACUUCCAGCUGGCUCUCUGCAUGUCCGAUCUGCUGUGCGGGCUGGGUGCAGAGCAGCAGGUAAAUAGCAGCUGCUAUCUAUUGAACCUUCCAUUGGCUGUCCCAGCCCAAAACCAGGCCAGCUCUGCCUUGGCGUGUCUCCCGUGGCUCACUAGCUGCAAUUGCUGCGCUCUGGCACGUGGGGGCUUUGGCACAUUGCUGCACACAGUGAGGCACAAGGAGGACGGUGAUCUGUCUCUGCAUGCUGUCAUCGGGCUUUCCCCACUCCUGAGCCAGACUGGGGAAGUGAAGUCAGCAGACAACAAAGGGCUGGAGCAACGGGGUGUUUCAUAGAGUCUUCCUUUCUUCCCUCUGAUGGAGAUGUCAUGUUUUGUUCUGCCUCUGAUUCAUUGCUUGUUGCCCAGCAUAGCUCAGUCCUUUCUGGAAAUCUCCAGCCUGGAAAAUCAGAGGAAAUCCUUACUUAGAUCCCACCUCUGUUCACCCUGGGGAAGGGGUUCUCCAGGUCAGCGUCACACAGAUGCAGCAGGUGGCAGGCAGCAACAAGGGCUACUUGGGAAAAACACAACAAGCCUUCCCAGCAGCGAGGGCUCCUCAGGAAAAGCACAUGGCAAGGUUUUCCCCAGCCCUGCUGCUUUUUCCUCACAUCCCAUCUAAACCUCCCCUGGGAGAUGGUGGGGUGGCUGAUCACGUCCUGGACUGGGGGUAGGUGCAAGCCACGUCUGCCUGCAUUCUGCUUUUUCCUCCUGCUGGGUCCCUGCCUGCACUUUGCAAGCCAACCCUGUGUGCUGCGCCUGCAUCCCUUAGUGUCCUCUGCUCUUCUCACCUCACCUCUGAGAUAGCAGCUGUUUGAGGACCUUUGUUACCACCUGCAGUGGUGACUGACGAGUCUCACUGUAUGCAGCUUGUUUGGAAGCUUGAUGCAUUACCAUCAUCACUGCUAACUUGGAGCACAGUUGUAACUCUCAUCCCAGCCCUCUGGCACCCUCAGGAGCUGCAUCUCACAUCCUGCUCCUCCCUGUCCCAGGGGCAAGGAGCAACUGGGUGGCAGCAAACGUGCUGUGAGGCUUUGACCACAGGACCUCCAGCAGAGUGCUCUGGUGUGGGAGCUGGCUGAGAGGCAGAAGCAUGGGAUCCUCUUGAUGAUGUUAUGGGGAGUUGCCUGAGUUUCUCCCCCUGCCCAGGGACAGCACAUCUCACCCAGGGCAGCUGAUUCAGCAGCUGUGCUAUCAGCAUGCAGCAUUUCCUAGGGAUUUCAGAACUGUCUCAAUUUUCUCAAUCAAAACCUGAAUUUGCAUCCCUUGCUGGGUGUUCCUGAGCAGAUGAGCCUUCACACAGCCUCACUGUGGGAUGCACUGCCACAGCCCUGCUUUGCUGCAGAGAAGGGUCAUCUCAGCUGCACCUGGGGAUGCUGGCACCAGGUUGGGCCCCCCUUGAGCAAUUGCUGCUGAAGGAUCCUUGCGUUUUGUGCCUUUGUUUCUCUCAGAAGAUAAGAGCCUGGAGCUAGGGAGCAGCUCCACAGCCUUCUUCCCAGGUUGGGUUGGGGAAGGGGCUGGUGCAGAAUGAGCUUUCCCCUCAGCCCUGCUCCAGCCUGUCCUGCCCCAGCUUGCAGCGCCCGCACCCCACUCGGACAAGUUCUUUCCGCUUUGGUUGUUGCUGCUCACAGAGGAUUUGGCUGCAGUCCCUGCAUUCCUUCCAGGCUAGCACUGCCCUGGGCCCAGGCCAAGCCCUGCUGCUAUCACUCAGAGCAGCCGGGAGCAGUGCUGUGCAUCUCUACCAGCUCAGCCAGCCCCACUGGAGUUUGUAUGCAGAAAUGUUGGCUUUGAGUCCUGCUCAGGGGGCAGCCCUUCUGUGUACUGUCCUGGAGGGACCUGUUUCCUGGCUAUACCCUCACUGCAGCGCCCAUAAGUUCUCUGGAGGCAGGAUCCCAACUCCUGGGGCAAAUGCAGAUAAGCUGUCCAUAGCUGUGAGCAGCCCUGCCCCUCCAAGCUCAAGCUGAACUGGUUGUGGGGCCUGAGUGCCUGGCCCUGGCUAGGAGCUCUCACAAAGGGCAGGUGGGGGUUAGGGAGAGGGCUGCAGGUGCCUCUCAAAUGGGAGGCCACUCCUUGCCACACUCCAGCCUAUAUAUCCUGCUACUCAGCCCUCAGUAUCAGAAUGACUUGGGUUGGAAGGGACCUUCAAGCCCACCCAGCCCCAACCACCGCCAUGGGCUGCUUGUCCCACCCACCCUGGCCUCAGGCAGCUCCAGGAAUGGAGCACCAACAGCCUCACCACCCUCUGAGUAAUGAAUUUCUUCCUAGUAUUUAAUCUAAAUCUCCCCUCUUUUAGUUAAAAAAAAAACAAAACAAAACCAAAACUAAAACAUUCCAUCUUGUCCAGUCACUUUCAAAAGUGUAAUAAGUUGAUUCCCUUCCUGCUUACAAGCUCCUCUCAGGUAUUAGAAGGCUGUAGUGAGAUCUCCCUGUAGUCUUCUCUUCCCCAAGCUGAACCUUCCCAGCUCCCUCCUCCUCCCUGCAUAGAGGAAGAUGCUCCAGCCUUUUGGUCAUUUUCACAGCCCUCCUCUGGCUCCCUCUGGAUGGCAUUCCUCCCUUCUUCUGUGUCAGCUGCACCACCCAGCUUGGUACCAUCAACAAAAUGGCUAAGGAGACACUCAGUCCCCCAGUCCAGGUCUUUGAAGAGCACCAGACCCAAGACAGAUCAGGGGAGGAUAUUUUCUCUUUUUUUAGACAUUUAAAAAAUGUAAUUCUUUUAGAUACCAAUUAUUUUUCAAUGAUACUGUGCAAAAGACACAGGCAGGAGAAAGAUGAUGGUUGCAACAUAUGUUCUUUCUCCAGUAUCAUCUGCAAGACAUCAUCCACCUGAUUCAACUCCAAGAGGAUAUGCUGGAGUUCCAGGUUGGGGAUGAUGAGUGAGAUAAGCUGGCUCACAUUCGUGCACAGGUUUUUGAUUUUCUCUGUAAUGCUAUUUGUAUCUCCUUUUGGGCCCCUGCCAGAAUCCUAUGCCUCCCAGAGCAACUCUGAGUCUCUAUAUCCUGGAGUCCAUCUGUAACGCUAUAAAGGGAUGGAAAGUUCCACAAUAAGAGCAGAGCAGGAAAGUCUUCAGCAACAGCAAAUGAGAACAUGCCCAAACACAACAGACACAGAACCAAAGGAAAAGAGCUGCUUACCUCUGGAAAGCACCAGGUAGGCAGGAAUCCCAAGUAAGAGGCACUCUCACCUCCACUGCCAACCCUUAAAUGAGGUCUGGGAAGGGGUGCAUCCUGGCUCCUCCCCUUCCAUCACUCAGGUACAUUGCAUGCACCUGAGCUCCCUGGGUUGGCCCUGCCUUCCCACCAGGUGCUCAAUCAGUGCUUCAGGCCAUGACUCCGCAUUUCCACUACACCAUCAGUUUAGCUUUCUCCUCUGUGGACUUUCACAGCUUUACUUUCAGCUCCUGCAGCUUAACUUGGCAGUAACCUGUGUGGUUUUUGUGCCAGCACCUCCUGUUCUUGAUGGCUUUUCAAAAACUCUGUUUUCAGGCAACAGCUCUAAUGCCCAGUUUCUUCCACCUUGCACCCAAAAAAUCUCAGUCUGCAGAAAUAUUCUUCAUCCCCACUGCUCUUCUCCUGCUCCUUUAUAUCAACCUGCUCCUGUGUGUUGAGGACCUGCAGUACUCUGCCUCAAGAGAACAUCCCUCCUGGCAUGAUGCACUGUUAGCAGGGCUGCUGUCUGAAUAGGACAAGAGGAAAUGGUUUCAAACUAAAGGAGGGGAGGUUUUGACUAGAUGUAAGGAAGAAGCUGUUCACACUAAGGGUGGUGAGGCACUGGCACAGGUUGCCCAGAGAGGCGGUGGGUGCCCCAACCAUGGAGACACCCAAGGUCAGGCUGGACGGGGCUCUGAGCCCCUGAUGGAGCUGUAAGAGUCCCUGUUCAGUGCAGGGGGUUGAACCAGAUGGCACUUAAGAAUCCUUUCUAACUCAAAUAGUUCUAUGAUUCUGUGAUCUCUGCUUCUCUCCACCCUGCUCACCCUUCCUUCACGCAGCUGGGUUUGGCCCCACUCCAAGCCCCUGUGAGAAAUGGGUGCUUCUCAGAGCAGGGAGGGCAGUUUGCAGGAGUCAAGAAUACCUGGGGUUGUCCCAGACCUGCACUGUAGAGAGCAGGGAGUGUGAGGGUGUCCACUCCCUCCACCAAAUGCACCUCAGAGCAGGAGGUUCCUAUAGGUUCUGCUUGUCAGGAGCACAUCCCUGCAUCCCUCUGCAGCCCAGGGGGACCCCAGGGCAGGGGGGGCACAGUGGUGGGGCUGCCAGUGCUGUGUGGGUGAGCGCGGUGCACUCAGCUGGUAGGGAGAUGAGUAAUGCUCUCCUCCGGCCAAGCCCACAAGCUGCUAAGUUUAGCAGUGAUUUGUGUUUUUCCAAGCUGCCUCGAGUCCCUUGGUGAUUCAGAGCCGCCCAGCUUUGCUACCCCAGCUGUGUGAAUGUGUUGGGAUGGGGCCAGCACGGAUGCAGCCGGGACUGUCCCAGUUCUGGACCGUGAGGCAAAACAUGGUGACACCACAUCACUGGGACUUGGGGGUGCCAGGGUGCGAGCGCCCUUUCCCUUCCUGUCUCUGCUCCUCUCUCCUCUCUGCCUGUAGUCAGGGAGUGCACGGUGAUGCCAGCCCCUGCCCAUGCUGUCCCUACAGGAAUGCCCUAGGGCUGGUCCCUGUGCACCAAGCCCUGCAGCACCCUUCCUGCCAAAACGGUUUGGGGGGCGCAGUCACAUUCUGCCCCAGCCCCAUGUGCUGCAUCUGCCCCUGCUGGGACCACGCUGCUUGGAAGAUGCUGAGUGUGACAUUCCUCUGUCGGCCUGGGUCUGGAGUGGUGCUUUUCCAGCCACACUGGGUUUGGAUUUCUAUGUGCCUCACUGAAAGCCGUGUGCCUGGAGGGUGACUCAGAGUGGGCAGCAGCCCAGCAGUGCUGGCAGUGGGCAGCCAGAGCUGGCAGACAAGGGGUGAUAAGGACCGGCCAGUCCCACUCAGUACCAGGGUGCAGGGCAGUUCCCAGCCGCUGCCUGACCUCCCACUGCAUCACUCAUGGAAGCAGGGAGUCUAUUUUGGGAAUGGCAUCACUGGGAAAAACUGCUGCAUCAACAGCAUGUGAAGUAAAGCAGUUGCGGACAGUGUUUUCAAAAUGCCUGUUUUCCAUCCCAGCUUUUCUCCUGGGCAUGGGCAGCCAAGCAGCAGAGGAUGCUGUGAGGGUAGAGUCUGGCUGGGUGCUUCCCUGGCAUGGAGGGGACCCGCACCCCCCAGCACAUCCCACAGCAGCCAGGCCCCGCGCUCAUCCCCCUGGGAACACCCUCUAGAUGUGAUGUGCCAGUAGCUGCUGGAAAGGUCUCGCUCCCACGCUCUUCUCAUGGUCCAAGUCAAGCUGCAAACUGCCCUCUCCAUCUCUGCAGCCUGCAGGGUCCCCUUCCCCUGCGUGCCACCAGCCCUGCCAACGUGGCACGCUGCACAGAGUGGCAGAGAACAAGUGAUGCUGCACCCAGCACCCGUGCUGUGCUAAGGAGUGUGUUCAGAGGCAACACUGUGCUGUUCCCAUCUCAGGCAGCUCAUUAGGGUGUCUGGGACCUGAGCUGCUGCGGAAAUGUGGGUGGGCUGAGACGGGAUUAGAGGCAGCUGGGAAGUCCCACUGCCCCGUGGUUAGCACAGGGCUGCUGCUGGCUCAGAACAAGGCUCCAUAUGUGUUGGUUUUCCCAUGGUCGUAUCUUCUAAACCUCUGCUUGUGGCUGCUGCUGGACCAGGCAGCCUGGGAGAGGUGGGCAUGGGGCAACCAGGCUGGUGGUGGGGCCAAAGGAAGAGUAGGGCUGGUGCCCCAAGGAGUCACGAUCCCUGGCUGUGUGCUGGGGGCUGCAGGGCUGAGCUGCACGCAGCGUGCUGGCUGACGUGCACAGCGUGUUCUCAGGGCCGACUGCUUGUCUUCAGUUGAGAGGGUUCACAAGCAAGAAACCAGCCACUCCAUCUCCCAGUCAAUCACUCUGUUUGCUGAGGAAGUGCGAGCUGGAAGCCGCUCUGCUGCAGUGAUUUCCGUAACCCCGCCGCUGCCCCUGUGCUGAUUCAUUGAUUUGGACGGGUUAUAUACUGGGAGGGGAAGCGUGAACCGCACUCGGCGCUCCUGCCAGCACGGAGCUGUGCUCGCUCAGCGCUCACGGCUGCAGGACAUGGGCCCCAUGGAGCAGGGAGGUUGGUGGCUGCUGCUGCUGCUGCUGGGCUUCCACCCGGUCCGCGGGCAGUGCCCGGAGCAGUGCCAGUGUGUCCGCACUGCCCAGGUGGAGUGCUCGGGCGCCGGCAUCACCGCUGUCCCCAGCCCCAUCCCCGCCAAUGCGGUGACCCUGCAGAUCGUCAACACGCGCAUCACCGAGCUGGGCGAGGCAUCCUUCGGCAACGCCUCCCUGCUCAUCGGGCUGCGCAUCGAGAAGAACGACCUGCAGCACGUCAGCCCCGACGCCUUCCAGCACCUGCCCGACCUGCGCUACCUCAGCCUGGCCAGCAACAAGCUGCAGGAGCUCCCGGUGCAGGUCUUUCAGCCCCUGGGCAAGCUGGAGUCGCUGCUCCUCUCCAGCAACCAGCUGCUCCGCGUGGAGCCCGACCACUUCGCUCACCUGAGCAACCUGAAGGAGCUGCAGCUGCACGGGAACAAUCUCCGGGAGCUGACGGAGGGGCUGUUCGACCAGCUCGCCAGCCUCACCAAGCUCAACCUGGCCCGCAACAACCUCGACCGCCUGCCACCCCGCGCCUUUGAGCGGCUGCCCCAGCUGCAGGUGCUGCGGCUCUACGAGAACCGGCUGCGGCACAUCCCGGCGGGCGCCUUUGAUGCGCUGCCCGAGCUGCAGGAGCUGGGCCUGCACCAGAACCAGCUGGAGACGCUGUCCCCGGAGCUCUUCGUGCACAACGGGAACCUGCAGAAGCUCUACCUCUCCAACAACCUCCUCACUGCCCUGCCCGCCGGCAUCUUCCUGCCGCUGCGUGCCCUCUCCAAGAUCACCCUGCACGUCAACCGCCUGCACGACAUCUCCCCGGCCGCCUUCGGCCCCAUGCCCAACCUGCGGGAGCUGUGGCUCUAUGAGAACGAGCUGGCCGCUCUCCCCGCCGCCGUCUUCAGCAAUCUCACCCAGCUGCAACUCCUGGUGCUCAGCAAGAACCAGCUCCGAUCGCUGGCUCCGGGGGCUUUCCGUGGGCUGGGUGAGCUGCUGGAGCUCUCGCUGCACUCCAACGCCCUGCGCCGGCUGGAUGCUGGGGUGCUGGGGGGAAUGCCCAAGCUGCAGAACAUCUCCCUGCAGAACAACCGCCUGCAGACGCUGCCCCGCGGCCUCUUCGCUGCCACUCCGAGGCUGCAGCACAUCCAGCUGCACGCCAACACUUUGGAGAGCCUGCCUGCAGGCAUCUUCUCCCCGCUGUCCGCCGUGCGGGAGGUGAAGCUGCACAACAACUCGUGGCGUUGUGAUCAGGCCAUCCUGCCCCUGCGUGCCUGGCUGGAGGCGAACCCCAGCAAGGUGGGUGAGACCCCCCCCGUGUGCGCCCAGCCGGCCCCGCUGCGGGGAACACCCAUUGCCGAGCUGCAGCAGGACCAGCUACCCACUGCCCGGCCCAGCAGCCCGCUGCCUGCCCGCCCCUCCCAGGAAGCGUUGCCGUCGGGGUCCCCCACCACGCUGCCGGCCACCCCUGUGUCUCGGGAGGAGGAAGAGGAGGAGGAAGGCAGGGGGUGGUGGGGGCUGACGCGCACGCAGAGCGCGGUGGUUGGGGCCGUCAUCGUGCUGGUGUGCGUGGCCCUGCUCUGUGCCCUCGUGGCACUGGUGGUGUACGGCUGCAGAAAGAAGAGCCACGUGGUGCUGAUGAGGAUGAAAGCACCCAAUGAAGCCUGAUCCCCCAUGAGCCCCGGGGGCAGUAGUGACCAGAGCUGGAUGGACAGCAUCACACCAUGUGCCAAGUCUCCCAUGCUGCUCUGCUUCACCGUGCCCCUGCUCUGCAAGCAGGGUGUCAACUAUGGAUGCCCCCUUGGCUCCCCUGUCCCCAGCCCCUCCUGCCUCUGUACUCAAUCCCUUCCUGGGGCCAGGAUCCAGAGUACAGGGUGCCAAGUAGCAGAGCAGGGAGCAGCAGCCUGGCCACAGAGCACUGGGACUCCCCCUCCCUCACCUCACAUCAUUUCCUUGAGUUGCCCCCAGCCCCAUGCCCUCAGCCACAGCCUGUGCUGAGAUGUGAAGCCAUCACACGGGGCCAGGAUCUAAGCACACAGCCUCAUCCCAAGCAGGGCUGUGUGUGCCUUUGCAGCUUAGCCCUGCAGGGCUGGGCUGCCUCUGCUUGGCUCGGAGCCUGGUGUGCUCCGUGGUGGCACACCCCAGUGACUUGGCCGCGUCCACGCUGCCCUCCCUGCCUGCAGGCAGCGUGGCAAGAGUGGAGCAUCUUCCUCUGCCUCCAGCAGAGUCCUUGUCCUCACAUGCCUGUGUUUCCCAUGCCAACAGCACUAUGGGACUACGUGUGCCCUGGGCAUCCACCAACUGCAGCCCUGCCCAGAACAGCUGCACCCACUCCUCUCCCUAUUCCCAGCCCUGAGAGUGCCUGCUCUGUGCCUGCUCCUGUUGCCUGCUCCCAGCCUGAAUGCUGCUGCUGGCAUAGGGCAGGCGGGCAAAGCCCUGAGGUCCAGCUAUGGGCAGAUGGGACUGCACUGCCCCAGCAGCUACUGUGCCUUCUCCAGCCAGCAAGGCACAGGCACAGCUUCAUGUGUGGUACUGGGCCGUAUGGGGUAUGGCACUAUGGGACAAGAGUCUCAAUGCAUGGUGCUGCUUGUGGUGCUCCAGGAGCCAAUGCUGGCACAAGCAACAAUGCAGUUGUGUGUAUGUGAUGGGAUGGAUGCUCUUCUGGGCUGAGACCUGCACGACAGCUGCAAACAGGACUGUGCCUCGGGGCCAUUCGGUACUGCUCUGUGACCAUUAAAGCACGGUUGUCCAAAUCCAA